Molecule: messenger RNA, 1929 nt
Organism: Cottoperca gobio
Lineage: Eukaryota; Metazoa; Chordata; Actinopteri; Perciformes; Bovichtidae
Gene: cfap45
Product: cilia and flagella associated protein 45
Exons: 12
Coding region: 182-1789 (535 amino acids)
Source: RefSeq, a predicted model, not a curated record
GUUGUUGUCAAGUUUAUGAGUAAGCUAGCGACAUUUAGCGUUACAACAAAAACAUUUAGUUCGUUCUUAUCAGUCGUAAAAACUUGUUAACAACAAACUAGGAACGUUAGCGGUUAGCAAACUGUUUUUAGACGAGCUAACGUUUUAAUUCAUUCUCCGUUGACACCAAUAACCGAGGACCAUGAGACUGGGAUCCAGCAACACAAAUUCAAGGAACAGCUCUGAUACCCGCCGGUACCGCAUGAGGGCCCCCACCUCUCAGGUGGAUGAAACCCUGUUUGGGAGUCCAAAACGGCUGUUACCACAGUUUGACAAAGGUGGAAACUCAGCUUCCAAUGCUCCAAAGAAUCAGUCCCAGAAGAUCCAGGAAGGAGCGACUGUUCAAAUCGUCACCAAAGACCUCAUUCGCAACAUCAGGAUCCCAUUCAAGGACCCUUCAGGAGAGUCCAUCAUUAUACCAUCAGCUGAGUUUGAGCGGAUCACCUCAACGUCCCGUGUUCUCACCAAGGAGGAGAGGGAGGUCCUGAGGGAGGCUUAUCAAAGAAAGAAAGAAGAGGAAGUUAGAGCUGCAGAGGAGAGGAAGCAACAAAUCUUUGAGGCAGACCUGUCCCGUAAGGAGAACCAGGCACUGACAGAGCUGGAGCUAGAGGCCCGGGACCGUGCCCAACGCUUGGUGGAGCGGGCCAACGCUUUAAGGAUGGAGCAAGAGUGUGAGAUUAAAAAGCUCAACAAGCUGAUUCUGGGUGCUCAUUGUCAAGCCACACGUGAUGCCCAGCUCAAUGAGAAGAAGCAGAUCCAAGCAGAGCUGUCGGAGGAGGAGAAGCGUCUGGAUGCCAUGAUGGAAGUGGAGCGCUGCAAGGCCUUGGACACUGUGGAGCAGAUUGAUGAGCUGCGCAAACAGCAGAGAAUCGGGGGAAUGCAGAAGAUUUACGACCAGAUCCAGAAACAUCGGGAGGACAAGCAAGUGCAAGACGAGAUAAAAGAGCAGGAGAGACAGCAGAUACGAGAGAAGCAAGAGGAAAUGAACCUGGAAGACUUCAAGGCUCUGGAGAAGAAGAGGGAGGAGCAGCAGCGUCUGCAGGAAGACAUCCUGCGCAUUAAUGCAGAGACCAUGCAGGCCAAGGAGCGGAGGAGAGAGGAGGAGAAGCUGGCUGACAUGAGAGAUAUGGAAUACAUACAAAACAAAAUGGGACGGGAGGCAGAAUAUGAAGCAGAGCAGAAACGAAUCCACAAGGAGAAGGAGUUGGACAUUGCCAGGCUGAGGGCCCGGCAAGAAAAAGCAACAGACUACAAGGCAGAGCAGGAUGAGGUCCGUGCUCGUAGGAACCAAGAAGCCACAGAGAGAGAAUGGAGGAGAAAAGAGAAAGAGCUCGUUUCAAAGAAAGCGCAGGAGGAAGCGAUGCUGAGGGCGGCUCGCUCGGAGCAGGUUCACUGCAAAGAGCACUUCCUGUCGAUCGAGGCUGGCCGGGAGAAGGCGGAGUUUGAAAGGGCGCUAAAGGUGCAACAGGAAGCCAUCAUCAAACUGAAGGAAGAAGAGGACAAGCAGCGGCAGAAAGCAAACCGUCACGCGGAGGCCAUCCGGAGUCAGGUGAAGGAACGUGAGCUCUCAGCUGUAGCUAAGCGCAGAGAGAUCUUCAAGGAGGCGGAUCGGUUGGUCGAGGAAGCCCGGCAGAGACGCGUGCGCCUCGAUGAGAUCAAAGACAAGAAGCUGAAGGAGCUCAAGGCGACUGGGCUCUCUGAGAAGUACUGCAGCGAAGUGGAAAGGAAGGCCCGGGCCUGUGCACUCUGAUUCACUCACAACUGGAUUCAAAUGGUGCAAAGUCAUCACAUUUUACGGGGUUUUUAUUUAAGUAGGAAGAACACAUUUCAAGUAUUAAUGUAACUUGAACAUAUAUACGAAUGUACCAAUAAAGGUUGUAUUGCACUUUA